Funneliformis caledonium is the source of this 362-nucleotide messenger RNA. Lineage: Eukaryota; Fungi; Glomeromycota; Glomeromycetes; Glomerales; Glomeraceae. The record is from the annotation of a GenBank genome assembly.
AAAUAUUUUUAAUUGGUCUUGGUUUGAAUAUUCACGCACGCUUAAAACUAUCAGCAUUAUCUAUUGAUCGAAUUAUUCGUAAAAUAGCUCAAAUUUUUAUUGAUAAUAUUAAUAAAAAUAUUAGAAAUUAUAAUCCAACUAGGGAUAACUCAGGUGUAACACAGUCUUUAGUAAUGAACAUCAAAGCUGUAAGUCAAGAUUUCUGCCGCUUGGUGUUCGUUUAUAUACUAGUAUUGAAGAAAUCAAAAGUAGGCAUUUAUUAUCCAUUGCGAGAUGUGGAUAACGUAAAGGAAAUUUUUGAAUUUUUGGCCUCACAACAAGCUUUAAUUGGACGAUUCUUAAUGGUCAAAAAUUUAUUCUGA